Pomacea canaliculata is the source of this 3642-nucleotide messenger RNA. RefSeq names its product DNA polymerase eta-like. Gene Ontology annotation, molecular function: DNA-directed DNA polymerase activity; damaged DNA binding. Bases 823 to 3177 code for a protein of 784 amino acids. The record is from RefSeq and is a predicted model, not a curated record. NCBI's taxonomy places the organism in Eukaryota, Metazoa, Mollusca, Gastropoda, Architaenioglossa, Ampullariidae. The transcript is spliced from 11 exons. Gene Ontology annotation, biological process: error-prone translesion synthesis; response to radiation. Gene Ontology annotation, cellular component: nucleus; site of double-strand break; replication fork.
ACUUGCUGACAGAAACAACAUAGUUAUCUCAUGGUACUGAAGUAAGACGCAAAUAAAAUGUGAAACGACAGGAUUGUUGAUAGGCUAGACAUCAGCACCAGACUGGAGAGCAGAGAUAAGCUGAUAUAAAUUCGCAUGCAAGUGGUACAAAGAAUUGCAGAGAAUCGGAACUUAACUUGCUGUGCAUGUACACAUACACCACAGGUAUACGUUCCCACACCCACACUCAUACCAUUCACACGUGCACAACUGUGGUAAGAACCUAAUAAUUACAGUGGAAGAGAGUUUAAUUCGAUCUUAGCAGCACAGAGAGAGGACGUCCGUUGUCCGUAUUGCCUGUCUUUGUGGGAGGGAGGAUAGAAUGUGCGAAACUGAUCAGGAGAAAAGGUUUUGUUCAGGAGUGUGGACAGACAAGAUUUCAGUAGAGUAGUAUGGGGAGGAGCCUUCAAAGAAUCCAUAGCAUAGAGUUGACAGCUUGUAGUUUAUUGUAGCUUUAACUGGUAGCCAUUGAAAAAGUGGUGUGGCAUGUUUACAUUUGUGAGUCUGGAAAACAAGAGGCUUAGUUCUGGACUUUCUGAAGCUUUCUGAAUGAGCUGCAGACAGUCUGCAAGAAGAAUGUUGCAAUAGUCUAGUUCAGACAGAACAAAUGAACAGAUGAGAAUUUGGUGGUUGAGAUGGCACUUCAUGUUCAAAGUUUCAAAAACAACAAAGGAGACAACAGAAAAUUCUAUUUUUGUGAUCAAAUCAUUGCAUGGUGAUGGAUAUGGUCAAAUGGCAGAGGUUGAAUUGACUCUUGAUUGUUGAAUUGCUUGAAACUUGAAGAUGAAUCGAGCAGUUGUGUUGGUCGAUAUGGACUGCUUUUAUGUGCAAGUUGAACAGCGUCUCAACCCUGACCUCAAAGGAAAGCCAUGUGCAGUGGUGCAGUACAAGACAUACAAGGGUGGAGGCAUCAUUGCCGUUGGCUAUGAGGCGCGAGCGCUUGGUGUCACACGUAGCAUGAUGGGUGAUGAUGCAAAAAAGAUCUGUCCAGACAUCGUGCUAGCACGUGUACCUGAGGUCCGGGGCAAAGCAGAUUUAACGAAGUAUCGAGAAGCAGGGGCUGAGGUGAUUGAAGUACUGAGCAACUUUUGCAAUUGUGUAGAGAGGGCAAGCAUUGAUGAGGCCUAUUUAGACCUUACAGAGGAGGCUAAAAAACUAUUAACAAGUCAGACAUCUGGAUCCUUGACAGCUGACCAGCUAUCCAACACAUUUGUUGAGGGUUUUGGAGAUGAUGUUGAGGAGGAUAUGGAUAGAGCCCAGCUGAAUGAGGAAGCAGCCAGGCACAGAAAUACAGACAAAUGGUUGAAACAAGCUCAUGCUUCUAAAGAAACAAACAGUGGGGAUGUUUUGUUGGCAGCCACUGCAUUAAUAGUUGAAGAGAUGAGAGCUACUAUUUUUAAGAACACUGGAUUUCAGUGUUCUGCUGGAAUUGCACAUAAUAAAAUGCUUGCCAAGCUUGCUUGUGGUCUACAUAAGCCCAACAAACAGACCAUAGUGCCUCAGGGCUCUGUGGAAAAAAUCUUUAUGACUCUUCCUGUAAGAAAAAUUCGUAGUCUGGGUGGAAAGCUAGGUGCAUCCCUGACAGAGGAACUACAGGUACAGAACAUGGGAGACCUGUGUCAAUUUUCACUACAGCAAUUGCAAACCUGCUAUGGGAGUAAGACUGGACUGUGGCUGCAUCAAGCCUGCCGAGGGUUUGAUUAUGAGUCAGUGUCGGCCCGACAGCUGCCCAAGUCUAUUGGCUGCAGCAAGAGGUUCCUGGGCAAGGAGCGAUUGGAUAAAAAAGAGAAGGUUCUUUACUGGAUUGGACAGCUGGCAAAAGAGGUGUCUGAACGUCUCAUAAAGGAUCAGGAGAUUAACAAAAGGACUGCCAAAAGUAUGUGCGUGUCUUACCAAUACUGUGCUAAGCCAACAUCUGUGACUGGCAGUCGAGCAUGUGCGUUGGUGUCAUAUGACCACAAGAAGAUGACAGAUGCAGCUUUUGGCUUGCUGCAAAAAUUCAAUACCUGUGGUGCAUGCAAGGAUAGUUGGAGUCCAUCUAUUACUGUGCUGGGACUGUCUGCCACUAAGUUUGAAGAGGAACAAUCUGCCACUCAUCAAGACAUAGCGACCCUCUUUGCAUCUGCUGCUGUGCAAGGUGGUUCAUACUCGGAGAAGCCCAACAGCUCAUUCCGAAACCAACAGCCUUUCGAAAAUGACCACAUGCUGAAUGCCACCACUGGCAGUGGCACCUUGAGCAAAUCAUCUGCAGCAAUGGCAGAGAAGAGAGGUAUGCCUUCAGAGGUACAUCCACAUGCCUCGUGUCAGCCCCAAAGCACCACACGUUGUGUGGCCACAUCUCCAAGAGUGACUCAUAAACAAACCCUUGAGGCUGUAAACCUUGUCCCCAAGACCAUAAAAAUGCCAGCAAAGCUGACUGGAUUUUUUGCGAGCAAGCUGGCUAAAAUUGCAGCAGCGACAACUACAAACACAGAGUUCUUGCCACUUGUGGAUGAUAAGAAGGCUGAUAAAGAGAUGGCUGCUGUAGAGAAUGAGACUCGAAAGCUUGACAGUCCAAAAGACGACUUUGCAGCAGCACCUUUUGUGUGUUCAUCUGCUUUUGACAGGCAAAAUGCAUUUGAUGAGCACUCUAAAGAUGAGCUUAACUUCUUCUCUUCAGACAAGAACACCAGCAAAAGCCAAAUAAAUCACAUCUUUGCUGAGAAAGCAGAAGGUAGGCUUUGUUUGCUGUCAGACUAUGGAGGGGAAUGCAAUGCUAUAGACAGACAAGGGCAAACUUUGAAUCUUGGAGGACAUAGAGAGAAGACUAAUACUAAUAAGACAGACUCAAGUCAUGAAGAGACCUCACUCAAAUUGCCAGAUGAUGGAGAGACAUCCCCCAGGGAUCCAGCUGCAUCUUUCACUGGCAUUGACUGUAACACUGACUCAAUGGUUUGUGACAAAUGUGGUAAGAUUUUUACUGUGUGGGAAAUGCCAGAACACUCUGAUUAUCAUUUUGCCCUUGAACUGCAGAACAGCUCUGAGCAUGUUGUCACACACCAGAGUGCCAUGGUCAGUUCUAACAUUGUGAAACCAGCCAAAAUGGGGGUCAAACGAAAAGGCAUUGGUGGGAGGAAACCGGGACAAAAAGUAAACUAACAAAAGGAGAGACUCAGAAUAAGACUCUGCUCUGUUUCUUCAGUAGGACAUGAUGUUGUAUAUAUCAAAUAUAAUAAUACUAUUCUGUUUCUUCAGUAGGACUUGGUGCAAUAGUGAGGACUGAAUUGUAUAUAGCUGUUAUAAUACAGUGCUUUUGCACUAGUGAUUGAGACCAAUGUUUGAGAUAUACAUUGAAACUGAUAGCAAAUAUACAUUGAGACUGAUGCUAAACAUAUAUUGAGACUGAUAAUAAACACAUUGAGACUGGUGGUAAACAAACUUUGAUGAUAAACAUUGGGACUGUUUAGCUUCAUACACAUCGUUGCUAAUGGUAAACACACAUUGAGACUCUUUUUUUUUUGCAAGUUUAUUUCUAGUGGCUUUUAUGAAGUUGUUUAUAUGCAGUAACAUUUGCUUGGUACAUAAAUUUAUGCUUCUUUUGAGUAUAAUAAAUUAAGAUUUUUA